UGUUGAAGUUAAUGUCGGAACUACUGAUUAUUAUCUUAUACGAUGAUCUAAUAUGCCUCACUUUAGGAGACACCUGUAUAUUGGAGAAAACAUGCACAGAGACCUGCUACCGUACUUCAAGCUAUACAGUGAGUUGUGGAACAUGGGGAUGGAGGAGGUGCAACAGAUACCGGCGUGUGUCCUACAGUUGCCAACAGCAAUGCAAUGAAGAGAUCUGCUGUGACGGAUAUACGGGGGAUGACUGCCUAACACCCCUUUGUUUCAAUUCAACCACUUGUGCUAACGGCGGAACGUGUGUGUCCCCGGACAACUGUACAUGUACCAGCGGCUUCUCCGAGCCAGCGUGUGAUGAUAUUGACGAGUGUGCAAACCAGUUGGAUACAUGUGAACACAUAUGUGUUAACACACAGGGAUCGUACACGUGUGAUUGCAACAAUGGGUAUAUGCUUCAACCAGAUCUAGCAUCAUGUUCAGAUAUUGACGAAUGUAUAAAUGAAAAUGGCCGAUGUAACCAGGUGUGCGUUAAUUCCGAAGGGUCAUAUAGCUGUGCUUGUAACCAAGGAUACGAGCUGAGUGCAGAUGAGCUUACUUGUACAGACGAAGACGAAUGUGCAAACAGUACGCAUGAAUGUGAGCACGGCUGUACAAAUACCGUUGGCUCAUUUGGCUGUUACUGUCACACGGGAUAUGAACUGGGCAUUGAUGACAGAUCAUGUGACGAUUUGGACGAGUGUGCUGAUGGAACUUCCCUAUGUGACCACAUAUGUGUGAAUACACGUGGGUCAUACGAAUGCGAGUGCAAUGCGGGGUAUGAACGACAGCCAGACGGACUUUCUUGCAAAGACAUUGACGAAUGUUCAACCAACAAUGGAGGGUGCGGCCAGAUAUGCACCAACCACCCAGGUGAAUAUGAAUGCUCGUGUUUUGAUGGGUACCGCUUAGUACAACAAAAUCAGUGUGAAGAUAUCAACGAAUGCAGCAACAACAUGCAAUGUGACCAAACGUGUACAAACAGUAUUGGUUCUUUCACCUGUGGUUGUUGGGAAGGCUAUGCCCUGGAUACCAAUGGUAGAAGUUGUUUCAACAUAGACGAUUGUGCAGACAUCACUUGCAAAAAUAAUGGAAGUUGUAUAGAUGGGUUAUCUUCAUUUACCUGCGUGUGUCUGCCGGGAUUUACAGGAAACUUGUGCGAAUUAGAUGUGAAUGAAUGUUUAUUUCUGAAUGGAGGAUGCAAUGACCUAUGUAUGAACACGUUAGGUUCGUUCAUGUGCAGUUGUACAGGGAACAGAAGCCUGGCAGCCAAUCAACGUUCUUGUGAAGGAGGCGAUUAUACCGGCACUAGUGUGUUUGAGCGCCUUCGAAUCGCUAGAAAGCGUUUGCCCGAAGGAUGUUUUUCCUUCAACAUUGACGAUACUCGAUUCUUAACAUCUACGUUACCAUGGUAUUGCCUUCACAAUGAUCAAUCCAUUUGCUACACAAGCGGGGUUGUGCAUAUAAAAAUUGGAAGCAGAUGCCAUCCUAUAUCUAUUCAAGGACUUGCUAUUUUCAACAAAGACUUGCUUACAAUCACAAGCAACACAUUCACAUAUAAAGACGGUUCAAUCACAAAACAAGAAACAGAAUGCAAAGAAAUAGAACUCUCUGCCAAGGACAGUUAG
Mercenaria mercenaria is the source of this 1658-nucleotide messenger RNA. RefSeq names its product signal peptide, CUB and EGF-like domain-containing protein 2. The transcript is spliced from 14 exons. Bases 12 to 1658 code for a protein of 548 amino acids. Lineage: Eukaryota; Metazoa; Mollusca; Bivalvia; Venerida; Veneridae. The record is from RefSeq and is a predicted model, not a curated record. Gene Ontology annotation, molecular function: calcium ion binding.